GUUUACAUAAUAAAUUCAUAAAUUCUGUAAAACUUGAUAUUGGUUUAUAUCUUGUUGCUGCAGGAACAAGUUGUAUUGCAAUAGACACUUUGUCUAGAAUUGGGAUUACAACCAGCUACAAAACUAUUGAGAAUUAUAAAAAACAAUUGGCAA
Entrophospora candida is the source of this 153-nucleotide messenger RNA. NCBI's taxonomy places the organism in Eukaryota, Fungi, Glomeromycota, Glomeromycetes, Entrophosporales, Entrophosporaceae. The record is from the annotation of a GenBank genome assembly.